UAUAAAACGUUAAUAAAAUAAAAAUAAGAAAAUGAAAAGUGUGAUAUAAAAAAGAAAUAAAAUUUAACUAAAGGACGCAUCUGAAGUGAAUUGAAGUAGCGAGUAUAAUGCUAUUAGAUGUAUGUACAAAAGAUAUAUAAAUGUAUUAUUCCGUGUAUGCAUAUAUAAAAACCUGGAAAAAUAACCGAGGGUGGAACUGCGACUGUAAAAGAAGAGUUUGCGCGUCAAGUUAUUCUUCCAUCGCGUUGGUAUACAUACGAUAGAUCUGCCUUUCAAAUAAGGAUUACUCAGUUUCAAAGAUAAAUUUUACGCUCCUCACAUACACACACAUAAACUAUUUUUUUUAUUACAUUUAAUAAAUUUAAUUAGUGAAUUUUCUAAUUCACUUUUUUAAUUACGUAGAAAAAUUUUCAUUAUGCUCAACAAUGAGUGAUUAAUUAGUAAUGGAUUAAAUUAUUAAAAAUUAUUCAUUGUUACGAAUAAUUCUAAUAUUCAUUUUUCCGCAUGAAUAAUUAAGAAAUAUCACCCUUUAUCAGCCAAUUCAAUGUAGAUUGCAUUCACAGUGAAUUUCUUAAAAAAAAAUUUAUUUUAGCAAGGGUCGUCAGAUAUUUUUGGCUGAGUUUUUUUCGGAAACAAAAUCUCUAAUUAAAAAUUACAAACUGCAUAUUGAUGCAUUACUGUUUAAGUUAGUAGUUCGUUUUAAUUUUUGGAUAAUAUUCAAUUGUUUAAGAGAAAAACUCGGCCAAAGUUUCCAUUUACUGUGCAAGUACAACAAAAAUAGUAUAGUUCGUGGACUUGAGAGUAAUAGAGAAAAAAGUGAAAACCCUUCUCAUGAAAAAAAAACGUGAUGCUAAAAAUUUUGUUAUUUAACUUAAUGAGCAGAGGUAUUGCUAAUCAGUUAUAAGAGAUUUAAUCAGAAAACCGCAAAUUUAUACAAUGCAAUGAUGACAUUUAUUUUUUUUUUUAUUGUUAUUGAUUAUCAUUAAUAACUACGUGCUACUUGAAGAUUGUUAUCUAGUGUAAUUAUAAGAUAAUAAAUAUAUUGAUUGCCGUAUCAGAUAACAUUUGUAUAUUGCAUGAGCAUUGCAUUUUUUUUCACUUGCCUUUCCAUCCGCUUAAAUAAGCAGAGCAAUAUUUUCAGUGACAAUAAUUUUAUACUAUCCUUUAUAAUACACUUGUGUCAAUUUAAACUUACAAACGAUUCCGGUUUGAAUAUUUGAAAAAACAAAUAAAAAAUGUGUUCAACUGUAAGUUUACUAAAUCGGUUCAAAACAGAAAUAAUACCAAAAGUACUAAAAAUAUCGAAUAAAGAAAACUAUAAAAUAAAAUGCAUGGAAUCAUCAAUCAACGAUACAUUUUCAUUAUCAAGUGUACAUUUUAUUGACAUAACUUUGGUGAACAACGAUAAAAUUAAUUUAGUGAUUAAAAUACCUCCAAAUUCAUCAGAUCGCUUAGAGCAAUUCGAUUUGAAGCAACUUUUCCGCAAUGAAAUAAUUUUUUAUGAAAAUUUUUCAAACCAUGUUGCGGUUCCAAAAUUUUUUUACGGUUUGGCAGCAGAAGACGUAAGUAAAAAUGUUAUUGUUUUAGAAAAUGUGACAAAAAGUGGUUUCAAAAUGUGUCCCGCCGAGUAUCACAUGCCUUUUCGUUAUGUGAUAAAUGCUGUACGCGAACUUGGAAAUUUUCAUGCAGCGCAUUAUGUAUUCAAGGAACGUAAUCCAGAUAAAUUUAAAAAAAUAGUUUGUGACAUUAAAGAAAGUUGGUUUGUAGAAGGUAAUUGGUUAGCAGAUAAAAUAAAAAUAGUUGGAAACAGACCCGUCGAGUGGUUACGUAAAAUAAACUAUGAUAGUAAUUUUUGCAAUAAAAUGGAGUAUUAUCUUGGUGACGCAUUUAAUAUGAUUAUACUUGAUGCUAUAAAACCUGUUGAACCACUAGCUGUGUUGUGUCACGGAGACUUCACACGUACCAAUAUGCUUUUCCGUGAGCUGUCUUGUGCUGAUGACGGUGACGAUUCUGGUGUUGACAAUAGUGAUGUAGAAGAAAAGAAAAGAUUAGAGGUAAUGUUAAUAGACUUUGGUAUGAUAAGAUACGCAUCCCCAUCAAUUGACCUCUCGACGUUACUAUACUUGAAUUGCACCUCGGAAGACAGAAAGAAUAGAUUCGAUGAGAUAUUUCUGGCUUAUCACGACGCACUACUGGAUUAUCUUACUAAAGCUGAGUUAAUUGACCUGAGCCGAUACUCAUUUGAAAAGAUGCUCGAGGAUUAUAAACGACGUGCUGCUUACGGUUUUAUUGUUGCAUUAUACUUCCUACCGUUUUUAUACGGUUUUGGUGACGACCCAGAUAAAAACAAUGAUACUACAGCUUCUUCUUCUACAACCGCAACUGAUACUAGUACAAAGGAUAAUAAAGAUUUAACAACGAUUACAUGGGCGGGUGGUGAUGCUAUGUCAGCUGUAUUUGCUGAUAUGUUAUUAGAGUUAAAAGAUACUGGUUGUUUAAAUCACAUUAUUUUAUGAUGUUAUUCAACGCAUGUCUAGUUAUCGCGCCUUAUCAUAUUUGAAAAGCAAACCCUAAAUGGCCGAUUACCGAUCGGUGUUCAAUGAUUUGUCAAAAAGCAAAUGUUGUCAUGUGUUCUUAAAUAGUGUUUGAUUAUGAGGGUCAUAGACAAACUCUAUUAUUAUCACAAGAGUAAAUAAUCUUGACACUAAAUAUAUUUGGAAUGAGUAGUAGUCCAAUCUAACAACUUGUAUACCAGUAUCUAUAUGCAUGCGUUUAUUAUUUUUUUAAAUUACAAUAAAAUAAAAAAUGAGUGGUGAAAGCAGUCAAGAACUAGUAUCAUAACCCCACCUAAUUUAAGGUUUACUUUGCUGGUAUAAUAUUUCGCAAAAAUCAGGCAUUUGUUGAAUAAAGUAUGGUGCAUAGCACGUGGGGUGUCAUUAUCCGUCAUACACAAUGUUUUUAGCACUCGGCAUUCGUGUAUAUGCAUCUAUAACUCAUGUUAAAAACAUCGAUUCUCGUAAAAAGACCUACUUAGCCCACUAGUUUUACAAUGUACUAUUUUUAGCAGUUAAGGCCGAGCAAAACGAUCUAAUAAAAAACUUCUUGGAGAUAUUUAUAAAUCACGUUAUUUAUCAACACCUAUC
This is a messenger RNA of Microplitis demolitor, 3143 nucleotides long. RefSeq lists its product as uncharacterized. The record is from RefSeq and is marked provisional. The coding region runs from base 1236 to 2516 and encodes 426 amino acids. The transcript has a single exon. Lineage: Eukaryota; Metazoa; Arthropoda; Insecta; Hymenoptera; Braconidae.